UGAUGAUAACAAAAUGGCAGCAGAAAUAAAGCCAUCACAAAAUAAGCAAGGAAACACAAGAAAACCUGUUCUAAUAAGUAAAUUAGAAGGUUUUCAAGAUGACGUCAAUAUGGCAGUUAUAAUCCCUCGGGAAGACGGAGUUGUCACUGUCAGCGAUGACAAGACAUUACGAGUAUGGUUAAAAAGAGAUACAGGACAGUAUUGGCCAAGUAUUUGUCACACAUUGCCUUCUGAGGCAGCAUCAUUAACAUACAAUGGAGAAACUAGGAGACUAUUUGUUGGAUUAAAUAAUGGAACCAUUUCAGAAUUCCUGUUAUCAGAAGACUAUAAUAAAAUUACACAAAUGAGAGAUUAUUUAGCUCAUCAAGCAAGAGUAAAUUGUGUAAAAUUUUCCUUGAAUUGUGAAUGGGUGCUUAGUUGUAGCCGAGAUAAAUAUUUCCAGUGGCAUUGUUCAGAGACUGGUAGACGAUUAGGUGGAUACCAAGUAUCAGCAUGGUGCCUUUGUGUAGAAUUUGAUGAACAAUCAAAAUAUGCUUUUGUUGGAGAUUAUUCUGGGCAGAUAUCAGUGUUAAAAAUUUCAAAUACAAAUUUUGAUUUAAUAGUGACUUUAAAGGGUCAUUCAGGUAGUGUUAGGAGUUUAUCAUGGGACAUCAAUAGAAGCUGGUUAUUCUCUGGAAGUUUUGAUCAGUCUGCUAUAGUUUGGGAUAUAGGGGGAAGAAGAGGUACAGCUUUUGAAUUACAAGGUCACAGGGAUAAAGUAUUAGGUUUGGCGUAUGCAGCAGGCUGUAAACAAUUACUGACUGGUUCAGAUGAUUGUAUAUUAGGGAUAUGGAAUAUGGAAGCUGAAAGACAAGAGACUCCAGGAUGGGAAGAAAGUGAUACUUGUCAAAAAUGUGAAUCACCAUUCUUCUGGAAUGUUAGGAGAAUUUGGGAGAGUAAAACAAUGGGUGUACGACAGCAUCAUUGUAGAAAAUGUGGCAAAGCUGUUUGUAAUAAAUGUAGUGAAAAGAAAUCCAGACUACCAAUUUUAGGUUUUGAGUAUGAUGUACGGGUAUGUGAAGAAUGUUUUGCCAGCAUAUCACCUGAAGAGAAAGCCCCACUAGCAACAUUUCAUGACAUGAAGCAUCCUAUACAGUAUAUGUAUUUAGAGGAAACAAGAAAAAGACUUCUUACUGUAGGAAAAGAUAGAGUUGUCAAGAUAUGGGAUGUAAGUCAAGUCCUGCAUUGAAGAUUGCUGUAUUAGAAUGUAGAAACAAACACAGAACAAAAACCUUAUUUUGAUGUAAUCAUGUGACCAUGACUUGUUGUCAUGUGACUUAAACCAAUACUGUAGACAUAUAAAAGAUAGAUAAACCCUCCAUAUAAUAAUGCUGAGGGACAAUCAUUUUAUUUUGCUGGAAAUCCUCAUUAUAACUUGCUCACUUAUGAAAACAACCAGACAACUGCUGAGAGUUAAGUAAGAGUUGACAGCUUAAACUGUUUAUUUGUUAACUUUUUUUCUACAAAUAUAUGAUUUAUGGCAUUCAGUGAAGAAGAUUUUGCUUCUACCGUUUGCUAGUAUAAGUCAGAUCAACAUCUGAAGUCCAUAUAAAGAUGUAAUCUUUGUGCUUCUUCAGAAAUUGAGAGGUGGUGACAUUUAAGGGAAUACAAAAAUGCAACCGGAUGAAAACAUUAAUUGGAUCUAUUAAUUUUAAAUAUUUAAUUUCAUUUAAAGUGCCAUCACAUUAGAUAAAACUUGCAUUUUUCGCAGUUGUCAGUUAUCACUACUAAAUGCCAAUAUUAAUUUGUGAAUCAAUAGUAGCAAUCCAAAUAAUAAAGAAAAAAAAAUUGUUAUGUAUCAUUUUGCUCACUUUGACAUUGACCCUCUUUGUGUGCUUCGAAACUUUUAUUUUUUUUUGUAAUUAGGAAGUAGACCAAAGUGGUGGGACCAAUUUAUUUGUUUAUUAGCUUCAUGAAAAAUUAGUUAGAGGGGAUUUCAAGAGUAGAAAUAAUAACGUAGGAAUUAUUUAUAAUUU
Mytilus trossulus (common blue mussel) is the source of this 2015-nucleotide messenger RNA. RefSeq names its product WD repeat and FYVE domain-containing protein 2-like. The record is from RefSeq and is a predicted model, not a curated record. Bases 14 to 1228 code for a protein of 404 amino acids. Gene Ontology annotation, molecular function: protein binding; metal ion binding. NCBI's taxonomy places the organism in Eukaryota, Metazoa, Mollusca, Bivalvia, Mytilida, Mytilidae. The transcript has 12 exons. Gene Ontology annotation, cellular component: early endosome.